AUGGUGGAAGAGAAACCACCACCACCACCACCACCGCCGCCGCCACUCGAGUUAACCCUAACAAACCCUCAACUCGCUAAACUAUGCAAAGAGAAUGACGUGGCGGGGCUUCAUAAGUUCAUUUCAGACAACCGGAAAAAUCUUGCCACCAUAAAGGAGGAGAUUCCGGUGGCUUUACAGGUGGCGGAUGAUCCAGGUGGUUUUGUUUUGGAUUCGGUUAGUGGGUUUUACAAUUUGGUUGAUGGGAAAAAGGAUGCGAAUCUUUUAGGGCAACGAAGAACGUGUAUUAUGUUAAUGGAGUGUUUGAGUGUUUUGUUGGAGAAUGUUGAUGGGGUUUAUGUUAAAAGGGUAAUUUCGGAAAAUGUGAAGGAAAGGGCGAAGGGUAUUGCUGAUGAAUGGAAACCGAAAUUGGAUGAUCUUGAUUUGGAUGCAAGUAAUGGGAAUUCAUUGGAAGCUCAUGCUUUUUUGCAACUUGUUGCUACUUUUGGUAUUCAUUCUUGUUUUCUUAAAGAAGAUUUGAUAAAAUUGGUGCCAAUGGUGGCUCGCCGCCACCAAACUGCUGAUCUUUGCCGCUUCCUUGGGUUGUCAGAGAAGAUGCCAGGUGUAAUUGAUGUGUUGGUGAAUAGUGGAAGGCAUAUCGAUGCUGUUAACUUAGCAUUUGCUUUUGAGCUUACAGAGCAAUUCUCUCCUGUUUCAUUAUUGAAAUCAUACUUAACAGAAGCAAGGAGAGUCCCUUCACUCAUCAAAUUAGGAAAUUUAUCUCCUGCACAGAAUGAUGUAAGCGAGCGAGAACUAUCUGCCCUAAAAACCGUAAUCAAAUGCAUCGAAGAACACAAGCUUGAAGACCAGUACCCGGUGGGCUCGCUUCAAAAACGAAUACUUCAACUCGAGAAAGCCAAGGCCGACAAAAAACGCGCUACAGAAGUCGCCAAACCACAACCCAAAAGACCCCGAGCCAAUGGGAUAUCUCCAGUAUACGCGCCCCCUCCUCGAAACACAAACACAGACAAAAACUUUUAUCCUAGAAUCACCGAAAGGUAUGCACCCGCACCCACACCACAGUCACAGUAUGUGUAUGACAACAGACCAUAUGGAUAUGCGGUUCAACCCGAUACCCACAUGGGUGCGUAUAUGGGUACCCCGGCUUACAAUAUGGGUCCCAACCAUGCUCACUAUUUUGCAACUGGGUACCAGUAUCAGGCUGCUUAUAUGCACUAAGGUUGUAGGGAAGGGAGACUUUGAUUUUAACUUGUAGGAGGAGGAGUUAACCUUGUUGAAUUAAUCACAUGUUUUACUUUUACUGUAUUAAGCUUACUAAACUUUCUUGUGUUAGGUGACAGACGCUAUAAGUGUAAUCCUCUAAUAUAUUAUGCACUACUUCUCUUCUGUUGUUUACUUACUUAUGUCCGUG
Messenger RNA from Lactuca virosa, 1411 nucleotides. The record is from the annotation of a GenBank genome assembly. Lineage: Eukaryota; Viridiplantae; Streptophyta; Magnoliopsida; Asterales; Asteraceae.